Messenger RNA from Aspergillus aculeatinus CBS 121060, 650 nucleotides. RefSeq lists its product as uncharacterized. NCBI's taxonomy places the organism in Eukaryota, Fungi, Ascomycota, Eurotiomycetes, Eurotiales, Aspergillaceae. The record is from RefSeq and is a predicted model, not a curated record. The transcript is spliced from 2 exons. The coding region runs from base 119 to 490 and encodes 123 amino acids.
GGUGGGUGGUUGUUUGUCUAUUUAAGCCUCCUCGGUUUGAGCUGCAAAACAAUCGAAAACCUUCAACAUAAUCAACCUCCUCCAACUGCCGGAAAAAAUAUUGGCGAACUGUUAGAGAAUGGGCCAGAGGCACAACAGGCGUCGCACUCGUCCGCGCUCUCGAAAUCGCAGCAGCAGCAGCAGCAGCAUCACCAACAACAACAAUCGCCUCAACCUCAUCGAAGCUUUCUCCCGACCUCUCAAUUCAGUCCUACCUUCGGCUUUCGACUACCAUGAAAUUCCCGCCCCGACCUGGCACCAUGGGGAUUUCAUAUGGCAGACUCGACAUCGCACGAUGAGGCUGGAAACCUCCCACAUAGAGGCGGAGCAGUGUCGACUUUUUGGUGGUGAACCCGGUGACGACGUGGGCCUUUGCUAUCGGAUGCUGGAGUAUUUCGGUGGGCUUGAUUACAUCGACUGUCCCCAGUCUCUGAACGCACUACCUGGAUGACGCGCAUAAAUAUUCGGAAAUCGUCGGCCCUUUUGAAAGCACAACGAUUCAAAAGUGUCAGUCAGACGGUGGAAAGUAAAAAAAGAAAAAGUAUGAAGAAAUAUAUCCCAACGGGCAUCUCCAACAUGGCAUGGAUCUUGAAAACAAAUUCAAUUGAAAU